AUGGUGUCACUAUCAACUUACCAUAUCUUCAUACCAACGGAUAGAAACAAAGACAAAUGCUACCAACUAGCUGACAAGCUACAUCUUUUCAGUAAUAGGUCUUCAUCAAACAACCAAGAGGACGAGAAGUCUGAGAAUCAAGAUGUUGUUAAGAAAGGAACAAGAAAAGCUUCUAGUGUUCAGAACAUCUCUGAUGAUUCUGUGCCUGACCCCCAUGUUGAUGUUGAUCAAGAAGACGAUGUUUCCAAUGAUGAAGCAACUCAAGCCAUCAAUGAUGUGUUGGAGACUCUUGCUGAUGAGGAUCGUGGUUUUGAUUCUAAUUCUGAAGAUAACUCUCAUGAGUCUAAUGCUGAGAAGGGCGAUGAUUUUGAUGUUGCAAGCCAUGACUCUUCAAGAGAGAAGACUCCUUCUGAAUCUGAUGAUGAAGAACUGAUCAAGAAACUUGCAAGCAAAAAGGCUACUCCUUCUGCGAGCAAGAAUGCUGCAGAUAAGAAGAAAAAGAAGAAAAACGUUUCUGGUGCUCAGACCCCCAAGACUCCAAAAGCAUCUCAGGUCCCAGUUCUUGAGAAGAAGAAAAAGAAAGAAAAGAAAGAGGAGAAGAGGAGGGUUGCUGUUGAAAGAGAAUUGAGUGAAGAAGCCUUAAGCUACACUGAGAUCAUGGCUGUUAUUGAACAAGCUGGGUUGAUGAAGGUUGUGACUGGACUUGGUAAGUGUUUUAUUCAACUGGUAAGGGAAUUCAUUGUGAAUAUUCCCUCUGAUUGUGAUAAUGAGGAUAGUGUUGAGUAUAGAAAAGUCUUUUUGAGAGGAAAAGGCAUUGAUUUCUCUCAUGAAGUGAUCAAUACCUAUUUGAGCAGAAGCCCUGGUGUUGUGACUGAGGAAGAGCCUGACUUGGACAGGGUUACUAACACCCUCACUGGGAAGUUGACUCUCAAGCAUGCUGGUUCGUUUGCUGUGAAGUUGCCUAUUCUGUUUCCUUGUCUUCUCUUUGGGCUCGUUUUACAACAACAUCCCACCAUUCUGAGGGCUUAUGAACCUCUAGCCCUGACUAAGGUUCCUGUUGCUGAGGAAGAAGAGGUUGAUGAGGAAGCUGAGAAUGCUGAGGAUGAAAAUGCUGCUGUUGAAGAAGAGGAAGCUCCAUAUGAAAUUGUUGGAGAAGAAGAUGGCGAGUCUGAAAAAAGAAGAAGAAGAGUCUGA
Messenger RNA from Lotus japonicus, 1194 nucleotides. RefSeq lists its product as uncharacterized. Lineage: Eukaryota; Viridiplantae; Streptophyta; Magnoliopsida; Fabales; Fabaceae. The coding region runs from base 1 to 1194 and encodes 397 amino acids. The transcript has 7 exons. The record is from RefSeq and is a predicted model, not a curated record.